This is a messenger RNA of Trichobilharzia regenti, 1181 nucleotides long. The record is from the annotation of a GenBank genome assembly. NCBI's taxonomy places the organism in Eukaryota, Metazoa, Platyhelminthes, Trematoda, Strigeidida, Schistosomatidae.
AUCCUUUUGAACUGUGCGGUACAGUAAGUCAUUACCGCAUCAGCUGGUCGGUAUUCUUGACAGAUAUACCCUUUGUCAGUCUAUGAAUGCAUACUCUAAAAAUCGUCUAUCAAUAUGUUUGCAGAAAUUAAACGAUUUUUGUUCUACAAUUCCUGCUACAAUUAUUGUGUUGAUUAUUAUUUGGUCAUAUUAUACAGUUGUGUUUGUGAUAUCUCAAGAUGUAUUGACUGACACAUAUCCAAAGAUCUUGUUCUUCAUUCCAUAUCACGUUAUAUUCGUCUUAUCCAAUUUGUCUUUUUGGAAAUCUACCUUUGCUAGAGUAACUUCAAUACCAAAGAAAUUCUGUCUUUCAGCAAAUGAGACAAAAUAUUUCAUAGAAUUAGAAAAUGACCAUGAUCGAUCAGCAUUUUUAAGUAAUUUGGUUGACAAAAAGCAACUGUCUGUACUUACUACUGGGAAGACAAUCAAUCCACCGUUCUGUGACAUAUGCUUCCUUUUGAAACCAGAUCGUACACAUCAUUGUUCAAGUUGUAUGAGGUGUGUCCCAAAAAUGGAUCAUCAUUGUCCUUGGAUAAAUAACUGUGUUGGUUAUCACAACUACAAAUAUUUCAUUCUGUUCAUCUUCUACGGCUUUAUUUACUGUCUAAUGUGUUUCUCCUUUGCUUUGCCUUAUUUUCUCGGCUAUGUAAAGGUUAACCGUGAUAGUAGUAAUCACUCAUGGAGUCUCUUCCAAGCAUUUAUGCUGGCACUUUUAUCGGCUGUGUUCGCGUUCGCAUUGUCAAUCCUUCUACUUUUUCACGUUUACCUAAUUAUCAGAAAUCGGUCUACUCUAGAAUACUUUAGACGACCGAAUUUCCGUGAUAAAAACAAUUGUGUGUACGGUUUUGAUCUUGGUUGGAAGGAGAACUUUCUUCAGGUAUUUGGUGAUAAAAUUGUCUAUUGGCUAUUUCCUGUAUUUUCUAGCAAAGGAGAUGGAAUCUAUUUCGAAAUUCGUCAAAAUGAAGCUCACGAAGACUACUCAUUGUUACUUUCAGAGUUUAGAAGUAUUUACUGUUAUCUGUUUGUGUUUAUCCUUUGCAUUCCACAGGCACAAAUGACUUCUUUUUUCUAACUUUGUUUCUGUUGAGUGUAGACUACUGAUCGAUUUCUAAAAAAUAUAUACCUGAAUUAUCUGACUGUUC